This is a messenger RNA of Hippocampus comes (tiger tail seahorse), 4058 nucleotides long. It is a transcript of the gene sox4a, whose product is annotated as SRY-box transcription factor 4a. The transcript has 2 exons. The coding region runs from base 939 to 2051 and encodes 370 amino acids. NCBI's taxonomy places the organism in Eukaryota, Metazoa, Chordata, Actinopteri, Syngnathiformes, Syngnathidae. Gene Ontology annotation, biological process: camera-type eye morphogenesis; neuron differentiation; negative regulation of transcription by RNA polymerase II. The record is from RefSeq and is a predicted model, not a curated record. Gene Ontology annotation, cellular component: nucleus. Gene Ontology annotation, molecular function: RNA polymerase II cis-regulatory region sequence-specific DNA binding; DNA-binding transcription activator activity, RNA polymerase II-specific.
CCCCCACUGAGGAUCGGAGUUUGACCCCUGGGAUUUAGAUUGACCUCAACACUGUUUCCGCUUUUGGUGUUCCGAAAGCCAUUCAUACACUCUUGUUUACGGUACUUGUUGUGAUGUAAUGCUAUGUGGAGGGGCAGUGAUGCACAAUAACAGGCUGGGUGAAUUUCUUGCUGGGUUGGUUUCCCCCCCUCAUCCCACUCAAAACAUUUCAUUGCCUCGCGAUUGCACAUAGUUUUAUUUGAACAGCAGCAACUAGUGAAAGAAAAAAAAAUAAAGCUCACUGAGCUCCAUGCAAUAAAUACACUAAGUUUGUCUCCCUUCUCCAGUCUGACAGGAAUGAGGUCAGACACACCGAUCCUCAUUGCACAUUAUUAUUAUUAUUAUUGCCCGUGUCUUUUUUCGCCCAGCCAAUCAGAGGGCGAGGGGCGCGGCCCCAGUGAAUAAACGGGGAUGGAGACAGGCGCCGAUUGGCCGCGGUUCUUCGUCCGAGAAGCUAUAAAAUCGCGCGGCGGUCCUUGUUGUGUUUACAGUAACGUUGACAGAGCGCGCAGGCAAACGGGGAGACUAUGAGAAAACGCAGCUGCUCCAUUCAACCACAUGGUUCCUCAACCGCACACACGAGCCGCGCUGCUGACGUCCACUUGAGGGACUUGCACUGGUGCCGUCCACAGCGACGCGUUCUGAGUCCAGUGGGUCGAGUUUUCAGCCGCACCGGCAGUUGAAAAGUUGACUCUUGGCUCGUUUUUUUAUUGUUGUAGUUUUUUUUUCCUUCAAGAAAAUAGAACCCAAAAGGUUCCGAGUCGAAAUUGAAGAGAAACUUUUUUUUUCUGUUGUUGUUGCGAGGCACAAGUUUAUCCGUCCGUGUGAUAGGAACGAGUGGGGAGUAUUGUUGAGAAGCCGUGGUGUUUUUUACGCACUUUUUUUUACGCACUGUAAGGAUGGUGCAGCAGCAGCAGCACAUGAGCAGCGCCCGAGCUCUUUCCCCAGCCGGGGACUCCACGGACGGCGGAGAGAUGGACUCGGAGAUGGAUGCGUCUCCCGCCCCGGCGGAGCGGAGCGACCUGGCCUGGUGCAAAACCCCGACGGGCCACAUCAAGAGACCCAUGAACGCCUUCAUGGUCUGGUCGCAGAUCGAAAGGAGGAAGAUCAUGGAGCAGUCUCCGGAUAUGCACAACGCGGAGAUCUCCAAGCGGCUGGGCAAGCGGUGGAAGCUGCUCAAAGACGCCGACAAGAUCCCCUUCAUCCGGGAGGCCGAGCGGCUGCGGCUCAAACACAUGGCCGACUACCCAGACUACAAGUACCGGCCCAGGAAGAAGGUCAAGUCCGGCGGCGGGGCGACUAAGCAGCAGGCGGAUCGCGGGGAGAAGAGCUCGGAGCGCAGCAGCAAAGCCAAAAGAAGCCCCGCGGCCAAAGCGGCGAGCCGGGCGCACAAGCACGUAGCCAGCAAGUCCACCAGCCCCCCGGGUCCGGACGGCGCGCCCCUCGGCGGCGACCACCAGACCCUCUUCAAAUCCAGGUCAGUGUCUGGGGCCAGGCAGAUCCCCGACAAGCGCGCCGGAGAGGCGAGGCGCGGCGUCACCUGCGCGGGGGCGGGGAGCUUCGAGAGCGGACCUCCCUCCGCGGCGGUCCCGGCCAGUCCCACCCUGAGCAGCUCGGCCGAAUCCAGCGACCCGCUGAGCCUGUACGAGGAGCAGAGCCCCGCGGGCGGCGAGUCGUCCCCCACCGCGCGCCUCAGGUACUCCCGCGCCUCCUCCCCGACGCCGUCAGCCUCCCACUCGUCGUCGGUCUCCUCCUCCUCCUCAUCCUCAUCGGAUGAGGAGUUCGAAGACGAGCGGCUCGACCUGAACCCGAGCCCCGGCUAUGAGAGCAUGUCUCUGGGCGGCAUGGGCUUCUCUGACGCGGAGCUGGACCGGGACUUGGACUGGAGCUUCGGGGAGUGCGGCGCCGGCUCCCACUUUGACUUCCCAGACUACUGCACUCGGGAGGUGAGCGAGAUGAUCUCAGGAGACUGGCUGGAGUCCACUAUCUCCAACCUGGUGUUCACCUACUGAAACCACAGCCGAGCCGAGGCGACCCGCGACGAACCCUCCCGAGUUGUGAACUCUUCGACCCCCGUCCUCCUCCCCUCCCCGCCGGAGCCAUUUUCACGGAAUAGAGUGGAAAGAGGAGACGGUGCGUGUGCGCGCUACUCACAGACUCGGUGCCUCUGCCGGGAGCGCGCGGGCAGGGUGGGGGGGGGGAGAAAUGCUUAAUUUGCAUUUGGACGCAGUGGAGGAGUGAAUGUAAGCAGAAAGAAGUGAACGUGGCUUCUUAACUCAUGAGGAUGACGAGUGACAAUAAACUGAACAUUGGUGUUAUUUUUGAUGGGGGGGGAAAAGAGACACUUCAAGUGUGUUUUUUUUGCCCCCCCCCCUAAAAAAACGUAGUUCCAGUUUCAACACGCAUGCUCUCCUGAAUGAGGAGGAUUUAGCUGUUGUUAAAUGUUCAUUGCAGCGUCACGGACGCAACGUGUGAGACAUUCGGAUGGACACAAUUCACGAUCACCAGCUUCUCUUUCAACGGCAGGACUUCAAAAAAAAACAAACAAACAAACUGACUCCAGACUUCAGAAAUGCUUUCUCAGCUUUCUUAAAACACUCAGUGCACAAUUCAGGACCAACGCCCCCUCCCCAUCCUAGUCUGCAUCCUUUCUGCCUAGUGCUUCAAGUUUCUAGUUCCUCUGUGUCAAGAUGACUUUUUUUAUAUUGAUGUAUUUAUACCGGCCCCGAUUUUUUUAUACAUAGAAGUAUUGUUCUCGUACAGGUCUCGUUCGUGUGCGCGUGUAUGUGUGUGUCUGCACAUACACUUGUCUGUACCCAGCGCGGAAGGGCUAGAAGUGUCUCUUAUUUAAAGUGUCUGACCUCUCUCACUUUUUGAGUGCGUCAUGAUUUUUUUACUUGUAUUUUUGUACAAAAUCUAUCGAAAGUCGAGGGGGGCGUGGCCACGGAGGGGCGGGGCUGCGAGUGGGUAGCCCCCCCACAGCAUUGUUGUUUGGAUCUACAUUUCGUGUUUGGGAGGGAGUGGGCGGGGGAGCGGGGCGCUAGGGGCGAGGGGCGAGUUCAGUUGGCACAAUCUGACCUCACACCGUGUUUACAGUAUUUAGCCACAUGCUUCUUAAUGGCACAGUGACUCCAGUUCCACCAGCCAAGUCAACAAAAACACCACCGAGGCUCCCAUGCAGCCUCGAGCGGUGACUGUCUUACUCCAGUACACAUCAUCGAGACUUGUCAGGAGUGAAAAAGAUCCCAGAGUGUCACUGUUUAGAUAGAGCUAAUACCUCUGUGUGCUUUUCUUCUUGUUCUUCUUCUUCUUCUUCUUGUUCUUCUGCUCUUACUUUCCAUGAUAAGUUUUAUUUGAACCACUGGAUGGAAUUUCACUCUCGUUUCCACUUUGCCUGGACUUUGGAGGGAAGAAGGUGUAUGAAGUGCUUUCAUCUGUUCUCGCGCAAAAACGCAUCCAAAAUAGUAUUUAACCUUUCUGUACCUGUUGGCUAAGUAUAGCAAAAGGCUAAUUGUUUUUUCCUAUAUUAUGGCAUGGCAAAUAGCAUUUGUAUUUCAGAUUCAGGUAUAUGUAGCUAUAGCUGUUGUGUUUAAGAUUUUUAAAAGAAAAAUAACAUGAAGAUAUUUAUGUAAACUGACUGUACUAUAAGCAAAGAUUGUGUGUUUUAUGUAUGAUGAUGACGAUGAUGAUGAUCAAUGACAGGCACUAGGACGGCCAUCUUUGGACACGUUGAAGAUGAUUGUGGUCCGGGAGUUUCUCUUUUUCCAAGACAUUUUUCAACAUUUUUUUUUUGUUUUGUUUUUGUUUUGUUGUUUUCUUUUCAUUUGUGCAAUAUGCUGUGUAUGACCAUGUUGUGUCCAAUCAUGCCAAUAUUGUUUUGUUGUUUAUGACAAGAAAAAAAAAAGCAGCCAAUGUUUUGGGUCAAUCACUGCCUCUCAGACCUCUGUACAGAUUGUUGUUUUUAUUUGUAUUUCUUUUUCCUCCGAGAAGGAAAUAAAAUCAGCUGGAACUGAAAAGUG